UACGCUUUAUCACUCGUAUAUUUAUAAAAACUUCCUUCUCCGUUCUCUCUUUGCAGCAUCCAAAACAAAAAAAAACAUCGAAAGCAAGAGAGAGAUAUAGAGAGACGAUCAAUGGUGUUACCUGGUGAGGGAGACAGCACGGCAACGGGACAUGAGAGACCGACGAAGAAGAAGGCUCUCCACAAUUUCAGGCUCCCUAACUUGAAUUGGGGGGUUCAGCAAACUCUGAGGUGCGUGAAGGUCGAACCUCACGGUGGCUCCGGCGACGAGGAAGGGAUCGAAGAGUUUAGGGAGAGGAUGAUGUUGGAUAUUAGAACGGUGAAGGAGUCCAUCUUUAGAGAACAUGUGCUUGGUUACGAGGAAGAUGAUCACACGAACGAGAGAGAUGAAUCAGAGCAGCCGAGGGAGAGGGAGAGGGAGGUUUCUCCGACAGUGGAGGUUAAGCGGUGGAAUUUUAGAAAGAGAAGAGGAGAGUGUGAGGCUAUGGAAUUAGGGUUUGUGGAGGAGAAAGUGAAUACGUCGUCGUUGAUGAGGUCCAGGUUCAUCUCGACGCUGUCGAAGAAAGAGGUGGAAGAUGAUAUGAUGAAGAUGACGGGUCAGUUACCACCGCGACGGCCCAAGAAACGUCCCAGAGCCGUUCAGAAAAAGAUCAAUUUUCUGCAUCCAGCUUUUUAUUUUAGUGAAGAAGUUACUGAAGAUAUCUACUAGGUCUAUUGAUGCCGCUGAGAUGGGAAGUGAUGAUGACGAUGGAUGGUUCUACUUGAGUUUUUUUUUUUUUUGCCAACAUGUGGAGUCUAGUUGGAGUGUGAUCAGAAAGUUGAAGCCUAAGAUGCUUUUCUCAAUUUUGUUUCUUUAGCUUUUUUAUUUCCUUUAGUUUGGUUUUGGCUGAAAUAAUCUGCACAAAGAUACGGGAGAAGUAUGUAAGUUCUGAUGUAGUUAGAA
Raphanus sativus (radish) is the source of this 942-nucleotide messenger RNA. RefSeq lists its product as uncharacterized. The record is from RefSeq and is a predicted model, not a curated record. Bases 112 to 708 code for a protein of 198 amino acids. Lineage: Eukaryota; Viridiplantae; Streptophyta; Magnoliopsida; Brassicales; Brassicaceae. The transcript is spliced from 3 exons.